This is a messenger RNA of Bacillus rossius redtenbacheri, 1758 nucleotides long. RefSeq lists its product as uncharacterized. NCBI's taxonomy places the organism in Eukaryota, Metazoa, Arthropoda, Insecta, Phasmatodea, Bacillidae. The coding region runs from base 1 to 1758 and encodes 585 amino acids. The transcript is spliced from 10 exons. The record is from RefSeq and is a predicted model, not a curated record.
AUGAAGAAGGAUGCGCUGUACGCCGUGGGACGCGACCUGGGCGGCGCCAGCGUGUGGGCUCUCGACGCCGACGACUGGGCCGGGCGCUGUUUCAACAUCGAGUACCCGCUCCUCACCAACAUCCUCCGAGUCAUCCACUACGACAGAUACCUCGACUUCGCGCUGAUAAAGCGACUCGCGGCGAGCAUGGUGUGGACAUCGGCACCAAGCCACGAGGACCUCAUCACCACGAUGCAGACAGCACUGCUGCAGAGACAUCACAAGCGAGGCGUGUUCCUGGACUUCACUUGCGCCCGAGGACAGAUGGUGCUGCAGGAGGGCUGCAGGCAGGAGCUGCUGGGAGCCGGCCUGCUCUGGCUGGUGCUGGCCGAGGGAGACAUCGAGCGGGUCCCGGAGCUGAACCUCAGCGUGGACAGCGAGGUGACGUGGGCUUUGGGAGGCCGCCUGUACGACCUGCACGGGCUGGACGGCAGCCGCCCCGCCGUCGUCACACCCGCGGGUCGCUGGGGCCCGUCGUCAGGCGUGCAGUGCCGGCUGGCGGGCUGCGAGCACGGCUGGAGGAGGGACCUGCAGGGCCUGGUGCUCAGGGCUGGCAUCCUGAUGAACCACAUUCCCGACGGCGACUUGGCUUCCCAACUGACGCUGCCGGAGUUCAGGGAGAAAGAACCGCUGGCCACGUUCAGCUACGCCAUAUUCCAGUUUCUCAUGCAGCAGUUCAACUUCACCGUGGAGCUGCUGCCGACCUCGGCCCACGGGUACGUGGUGGACUCGGGUCGCCUGGAGGGCCUGGUGCGCAUGAUGGCCGAGGGCCGCGUGGACCUGCACGUGACGGCGCUGCAGAUCAACCGCGCGCGCCUGCGCCACAUGGACUUCACCGGCCACACCUGGAAGUUCAGCAUAUUCAGGCACCCGCCGGUGACGGGCGGGCCGCGCUUCCUGCUGCUGCCCUUCGCCGGCGACCUGUGGCUCGCCCUGGCGGGCACGUGCGCCCUCGCGGCCGGCACCGUGCAGCUCGCGUCCCGGGCGCGCGCGUGCCCGCUCCGCAUGGGCCUCGGCGACACCCUGCUCAUGGUCGUCGGCUGCGUCGGCCUGCAAGGGUUCCCCGGCGACGGCCGCCUGGCCAGCUGGCGCAUCGCCUUCCUGUCGCUGCUGCUGCUGACGCUGCUGUCGUACGCCUCGUACUCGGCCAGCAUCGUGUCGGCGCUGCUGUCGGAGGUGCCGCGCUCCGUGGACACCCCUGGCCGCCUGCUCGACAGCCAGCUGCAGUUCGGCGUCGAGGACUCGCCCUACAAGCUCUACUUCCAGUCUGGGGAGGCGGACGCGGUGGCCCGCCGACUGCACGCGAGGAAUGCCCCCGGACCGGACCUCCCCCUGGCCGCCGGGGUGCAGAAGGUGCUGCGCGAGCAGUUCGCCUUCCACGCCGAGGACUGGCGGCUGUACGGCGCCGUGCGCGCCUCCUUCCCCGAGCAGAAGAAGUGCAGCCUGGCCGAGGUGCAGCUGUUCCCGCCGCAGCCGUGCUACGUGGCCGUGCGCAAGCGCUCGCCCUUCAAGGAGCUCGUCACGCGCGGGGUGGCGGAGGCCGGCCUGCUGGACCACCACAGCAGGGUCUGGAGGCCGCCGAGGCCCACGUGUCUGUCGUCGUCGGAGGUGGCCACGGUCGGCCUUCAGGGCCUCACCCCUGCGUUCGCCCUGCUGCUGUCGGGGGCGCUGCUGUCUCUGGGCCUGCUGCUCCUGGAGGCGGCGCGCUGCAACAGGUGA